Messenger RNA from Malania oleifera, 957 nucleotides. RefSeq names its product structure-specific endonuclease subunit SLX1. Gene Ontology annotation, molecular function: 5'-flap endonuclease activity; crossover junction DNA endonuclease activity. The transcript is spliced from 4 exons. Lineage: Eukaryota; Viridiplantae; Streptophyta; Magnoliopsida; Santalales; Ximeniaceae. Bases 226 to 744 code for a protein of 172 amino acids. The record is from RefSeq and is a predicted model, not a curated record. Gene Ontology annotation, biological process: double-strand break repair via homologous recombination. Gene Ontology annotation, cellular component: Slx1-Slx4 complex.
AAACGCAACCCUGGUGAGGUUAAAUGAGGCGGCGAACGAAGCAGCUAAAAGAUUUUUUUUUUUCAAAAAAUAAACGUUCACUUUAUUUUUCUGAAUCCUGGGUAUUGAAACGACAUCGUUUCCGUUGUACGGACGGGAAGCCCCCGAAUUUCUGUAUGACCGUUUGGCUAACGGUUGAUUACGCAGUUGCGAAUUGCGGUGUCGGAACUGAACGGAGUUCCGACCAUGGUGAGGAUGCUUUCGAGGGCAUUCCGAUCUAUAAAGCCCCAUAACCCUAACCCUAAACCCCCCAAAUCUUCACUUUCUCAGUUACAAUCAUCAUCACCGUUUGCACCAUCAGCAUCACCGUCAUCGGCGAGGACUUCACAAUCAAGAUCUGCAUCUAAAUCGUGGUCUGUUUAUCUCAUCCUGUGCACCAAUGCUCCCAUCAAGACCUACGUUGGCGUCACCACCAAUUUCUCUCGACGUCUAAAGGAACAUAAUGGUGAACUAAAAGGUGGUGCAAAAGCAUCACGUGCAGGAAGGCCUUGGAUUUGUGCAUGCAUAAUUCAAGGUUUUAAGGAUCAAAGUGAAGCUUGCAGUUUUGAAUCAAAAUGGAAAAAUGUCUCGAAGAAAUUGCCCCGCAAAAGGAGUGACAAGACAGUAAAGCAGGUUGACAACGGCUCACUUGUGUUGCAACACAGUCAUGCUAAGAACAAAAGUGCUGAAGCUGCUGCCUUCAUAAAAUUUUGGCGCCAUCCUUGAAAAUUUCUAGAUUGUUUGGUGAACUUGAAUCUCUGUUUGAUGACUUAUUUUGCUUGUAGUUUAUGUUGAUUCUGCUGUUUGAACUCAUUUUGUGAGUAUACGAAACCCAGCUGAGAGGAAAUUAUUCGUUGACCUUUGGCUUCAACAUUGUUGAGUAAUGCAGAUGUAAUUUUAGGUAUUUUCAGCAGCUCCAGGUGCUUUUUUCACCUUCAA